CAGUCGGUAGACACAGGGCAUUAUUUAAAGCUACACAGACUGAAUCUCCAACCAAAUCCUUAUCGAGUUCAAGGAUUGUGGACUCCGCAUUAUUUUCCAAUCCACGUGCUUUGACGAUUACUUAGAAAAUCUUUAUAAAAACUCGCCAACAACAAGUCUUCAUCAACAAGGAACAUUUUCUCUUUUUUCACAAUCGAGUGGAGAAAUUCAUGGAGAAAAUACAGCACAAGCAUGUCGAUGUUGGGGAACUGAAAUUACAUGUUGCAGAGAUUGGAUCAGGUCCAGAUGUGCUGUUGUUGCAUGGCUUUCCAGAAAUUUGGUACUCAUGGCGUCAUCAGAUGAUUGCCUCAGCAAAUGCAAGAUUUCAUGCAAUUGCCCCUGACUUCAGAGGCUAUGGACUCUCUGAUCAGCCUUCCCAAAUAGAGAAAGGCAACUCUGUAGAUCUGGUGGAGGACAUGACCGGCCUUCUUGAUGCCUUUGGCAUUGAGAAAGUAUUUGUUGUGGCCAAGGAUUUUGGAGCAAACAUUGCAUAUUAUCUGUAUCUCCUGCACCCUGAGAGAGUGCGAGGCAUUAUAACAUUGGGUGUACCUUAUUUGGCACCAGGUCAAGACAGUGUUCAGUUGGAUUUGUUUCCACAAGGAUUUUAUGUUAGACAUUGGAAGGAGCCCGGAAGAGCCUUGGCAGAUUUUGGGCGUUUUGAUGUAGAAGCAGUGGUAAGGAAUAUAUAUACCCUUUUCUCUGGAAGUGAAGUGCCAGUGGCAGAGGAGGGUAAAGAGAUCAUGGACCUCUAUGAUCCUGCAACUCCAUUGCCAUCUUGGUUUACUAAGGAUGACCUGAAAACAUACUCAAGCCUGUAUGAAAAAUCUGGUUUUGCUUUCCCUAUGCAAGUUCCCUACAUUUCUUUGAUGAGCAACUGGGUUAAAUUGGCUGAGUUAACAGAUUAUACCAUUAAAGUUCCAGCACUUCUAGUAGUGGGUACCAAAGAUUAUGUGCUCAAAUUUCCAGGAAUGGAGUAUUAUAUCAACAGUGAUAUCAUGAAAUCUCAAGAGCCCAAUCUGGAGGUCAGGUUUUUCCCAGAAGGGAGCCAUUUUGGUCAAGAGCAAUUUCCUGAGGAGGUGAAUAAGCUUCUUCUUGGCUUCCUCAACCAGCAGCUGUGAUGCCAAAAUACUUCAUGAUCAGGCAUAGUCGCCCCAAUGGUCAUAUUCCAAAUAAAUUGAAGAUACUUCAAAUAAUGUAAACUAAUUUCAAAUAAAUUGGACUUUGAAGAAACAAAUUUGAAAAA
This is a messenger RNA of Cryptomeria japonica (Japanese cedar), 1282 nucleotides long. RefSeq lists its product as uncharacterized. Lineage: Eukaryota; Viridiplantae; Streptophyta; Pinopsida; Cupressales; Cupressaceae. The coding region runs from base 210 to 1157 and encodes 315 amino acids. Gene Ontology annotation, molecular function: hydrolase activity. The record is from RefSeq and is a predicted model, not a curated record. The transcript is spliced from 5 exons.